This is a messenger RNA of Miscanthus lutarioriparius, 1158 nucleotides long. The record is from the annotation of a GenBank genome assembly. Lineage: Eukaryota; Viridiplantae; Streptophyta; Magnoliopsida; Poales; Poaceae.
AUGGGCAUGUUGAUGAUGAAUAAUGGCGGUAGCGGGACUAGCAGCUGCAUCCAGCCAUCACCGCAGGUCCUUGCCUCCCUGCCCUUGCUCGUCUACGAAUACGAGGAUCAUCCCGAUGCAACGACAGCGCCCACUGCUGUUGUUGAUCCAGCAGACUCUACUGCUACUGCUGCCACAACCACAACCACAACCACAAAGAUGCUCAUGUAUAGCCUGUCCGAGCGGGGCAUCGUCUACACGCACGGCAGUAGGCCUCAGAUGAUGGAUGGUAACUUCUGCUUCAGCACGCCUCAAGGAUGGCUGCUCAUCCUUGGACAAGUGUCGGAGGCCUCGCUGUGGCAUCCGCUCACCGGAGAGACCAUCACCCUCCCACCCAUACACGACGACCACUACAUCCCCGUCAACUGCAAGUGCCUGCUCACCCACAACUCCGCCGCCCACCCAGACUGUGCCGUUGUGCUUCUCGACGUCACCGAUCCUCUCAUGUGGUUCUGCCGGGUCAAUGGCGGGACUGACCGGAGGUGGGGGCAGCACACCUAUGACAUUGGCGACCACGACCUCCCUGAGGAGUUCCGCACCCCCUCUACGCCCACCAAGAAUGUCAUCGAGGACGUCGCCGCGCUGAGAGGGAAGCUGCAUUUCAACUUCACGAAAUCAGACCAAGACAAGAUGGGCAUCAUUGACUUGGAUUUCCCGUCUGAUCAUGGCCACCCUCCUGCCGCAGAGUUCCACGAGUUUGAUGUCUCCGAGCUCCCCGAGGGCAUGUGCUCUGGUUCCAUCUACUUGGUAGAGUCCAUGGAUGAGCUCUUUGCUGUUUGUAUCUGCUGUGUGGAUUUUGAUCCCAGCAACAUUGGCGCCGCUCUUAUCUACAGGGUGGACUCGUCUGGUGAGAAACCCGUAGCCUGGCACCGGGUGGAUGAUAUUGGGGACAGGGCUUUUCUUUUGACGGACAUGAACAUGGCAACUUGGUGCUUUGCAAGCACCAAUAACCUUAAAGGGAACACCCUCUACUUUCUCAAGGAAUUAGUGGCUGGCAACAGGGAUCUAUGCAUCUAUGAUAUUCAGGAGCAAACCAUGGAGAUUGUCCAGGUUCACGACCAAGAAGAUUUGGAGAUCGUGCGCACGCAGCCAUACUGGAUUAAUGUACCUCCGUGCUAG